ACAUUCACGGUGUUAUUGAAGUAUACGCAUACCGCACUAGUUACCUAAGUGUAGCAUGCUUUGAAGACAGGGGUAGGAAAGUGACCCCCGUCUCUUCGUAUAAAUACUGGUGUUUCUCAAGUGAAGAAUCAUACAUCAGCUGUGCCUCCAACAGUCAGUUCGUUUAAUUUUGUGUUUUCAACCACCUAUCAUCAAUAUGAAAUUCUUGGUUUGUGCCUUCGCCGUAUUGGCUGUAGCAGCUGCCGGAGAGACCAAAAAGGACAAGAGGGGCAUCUACGGAGAAUCCUUGGGCUUGGGCUAUGGUAGCUUGGGCUACGGAAGCUACGGAGGCUACGGAUUGGGCGGUCUAGACCAUGGAUUAUCCUACUCCGCACCACUCAGUUUGGGACACUCUCUCUCAUACUCAGCCCCAAUCAUCUCCAAGUCAUACGUCUCAUCCCCAAUCCUUGCCAAGUCCUAUGUCUCAUCCCCCAUCAUUGCCAAGUCUUACGUACCAGCCCCAAUUGUAUCCAAGGCUAUUGUAGCCCCAGCUCCAAUCAUCAAGACCUACGCUGCUGCCCCUUUGAUCAAGUCUUACUCAGCCCCCAUCAUUAAGACUUAUGCUGCCGCCCCUGUAAUCAAAUCUUAUGCCGCUCCAAUUUCCCUUGGACACGGUUACGGUUAUGGACUUGGUGACUUGGCUCUUGGCGGACAUGGUUUGUCCUACAGCAGCGGUUUGGAAUUGGGACACGGAUGGUGAUUCAGUUCUUGAUGAUUUUUCUUUGUGUUAAUAGCUUUAAGUUAUCGAUGUAUAAAUUGUAAAAUAAAACGAGAUUAUUUUCUUAA
This is a messenger RNA of Harmonia axyridis, 825 nucleotides long. RefSeq names its product cuticle protein 63-like. The coding region runs from base 197 to 739 and encodes 180 amino acids. The record is from RefSeq and is a predicted model, not a curated record. Lineage: Eukaryota; Metazoa; Arthropoda; Insecta; Coleoptera; Coccinellidae. The transcript is spliced from 2 exons.